Messenger RNA from Uloborus diversus, 1624 nucleotides. RefSeq names its product acid-sensing ion channel 5-like. Gene Ontology annotation, molecular function: ligand-gated sodium channel activity. NCBI's taxonomy places the organism in Eukaryota, Metazoa, Arthropoda, Arachnida, Araneae, Uloboridae. Gene Ontology annotation, cellular component: membrane. The transcript is spliced from 12 exons. Gene Ontology annotation, biological process: sodium ion transmembrane transport. Bases 1 to 1593 code for a protein of 530 amino acids. The record is from RefSeq and is a predicted model, not a curated record.
AUGUUUACUAUUGAGAAGUCCAGAGAAAUACUUGCUGGCGGGGCUCGAAGAAGACAAGUGUUUACAGGUUCGUUUGAAGAAGGACUUAUAAAGCAAGAUUCAUACGAAAAAGAUAAAAUUUUGUUUGACAGAGAGAAAUCUUUUGGUGACACAGAUGACAGUUUGAAAGCUGUAGCGAAGGACCUUUUAACGAAAUCGUCAAUCUAUGCAGUAUCUCAGUUAGUAACUUCAACUGGAUUUGUUCGGAAAGCUCUCUGGUUUAUUGUGUUAUGUAUAGGUUUAAUUGGGUGCUUUUAUGAAAGUUACCGUUUCUUAUCAUUGUACUUUCAGUACCCAGUGGUUACUACGUUAGGUGUGGAAAAUAAUUUCAAAAUCGAUUUUCCAGCAGUAACUGUAUGCAACUUGAACAGGUUACCAGUAAGGAAUUACAUGUGCUUAUUCACAAAUAAGACUUCUCGUUGUGGAUUUUCCAGAAAAUAUAAUAUUCCUAUUUCGGAACGUUGGCGAUACGCAUCAUGUUCAAAUGAUAUUCUGAGUGAAGAGCGCAACGAAUCUCGAAUUUUCUUAAGAGGUUACCUGCAGUCUCCUAGAAAUAAACGCAAAUUAUUGGGUUAUAGAUUUAAAGAUCUUAUCAAAGAGUGCACAUUUGAUGGAGAACCUUGCUCAGAUAAUAGUUUCACAGAUUUUUCAAGUCUCCAAUUCGGAAACUGUUUCACAUUCAACAGAAAAAAGGAUAAGGAUAGUAGUUUCUUAGAAACAGCGCACAUUGGGUCAAAUAGCGGUUUGGAGCUUACUUUAAAUCUGGAUGUUUUCAACUAUUCUCCCAUCUCGUACAGCAUUGGUGCUCGAGUUGAGCUUCAUGGACCAGAUGUGGAACCAAAUCCGGAGUACUACGGAAUCAACAUCAGCCCUGGAUUUGAAACAUCGUUAGCAGUCAAGCAGACUGCUUACUUUCGUCUGGAAAAUCCGUACCGAGACAAAUGCAAAAACUAUGACAGUUGGCACUUCCAAAAUCAAGAAGAGUGUUUAAAAUUCCGUUUGCAGGACCAAACUUACAACCACUGUGGUUGCAUCGAUCCUUUUCUUUCAACAAACUACUCAGCACCUCCAUGUGACAUAGAAAACCAAACUUCAGUUUGUUGUAUGGAUGAAGUCAAGAAGCUAUGGAGUCAUGAUUACUUUCAAUGCCCACUUCCGUGCAAGUCCAUUGAGUACGAGUUUACAAUAUCACUAGCAGAAUGGCCUUCAGAAUGGUACUACAAAAAGUUCAUGAUGGAUAAAAAUGAAAAUGUUCUUAUAAAGAGUUCAUAUGAAACAAAAAAGCAGGAAAUGGCGAAGCUGAAAGUUUAUUACAAAACACUGGAAAUGACCUAUUACAAACAGGAACCUAUGUUCCAAGAUUCAGAGUUAUUCAGUCAACUAGGAGGACAACUUGGACUAUGGCUUGGUGUUUCUCUGGUAGCUUUGUUUGAAUGCAUAGAAAAUAUUUCUCACUUAUUACAUCAUUGUAUCAAGAAAACUGAAUGGAAAGUUAAGAAUGUUCACUGCACAAAUUACCAGAAAGAAGCAUUUGAAAGAAUAACCAGUGUCUAAAGAAACAAACUGCAACACUUGUUUCUUGUCU